Messenger RNA from Tuber aestivum (summer truffle), 2567 nucleotides. Lineage: Eukaryota; Fungi; Ascomycota; Pezizomycetes; Pezizales; Tuberaceae. The record is from the annotation of a GenBank genome assembly.
AUGAUUGUCGGCCUGUCACUUAUCCUUGCCUUCCUGUCUUAUUUGCUUUACCGCCGCCUGUUUUCCUCCGACGGCACUAGUAGUGGUCAGUCGAAGACUCUCCCCAUGUGGCCAUUCUUCUCAGCAUUCAUUAAACAGCCUCCAAACCCGAAACCCCCGUCCUCGCCUCAGGCACAAGCAACUACGCCAACAGCAGCAACUGCCUUGAUAACAGUACAGGAUUACGACGCGCCGAAUUUCGAACCUGCUCUAAAGGAGAAGGACACCCAACAACAACAGCUACAAACACAAAUAUCCGCCCAAGCACCGCCACCACCAUCAUCGCCAUUAUCAUCCCCAAGAAGGACCCCUUCCCCCCCGGAUCUCCACUCCCCAGAAGCAACUCCCAAAGCACUUGCACCCUCUGCGGCCCCCUCUGUUAGAAUAUCCGCGAUACCCGGGAUCUCGCUGCUAGCAGAUGGCGGGAGAGGCGGAGACGAUUCGGGAGCGCGGGGUGUGGGGGGCAGCAACCACAGCAGUGGUGGGCAGGCCGAGGAAGAUGAGACUGACGAUGAUAUACCCCCUUCGUUCCCCUCCUUAAAUUCUGUCCAGCGAGCAUCUGGCGGAAUCCCGUCUCUCACCGCACCGUUGUUAUCGUCCGCAUCACCACCACCGUUGCCAUCAUUAUCACCCUCAACAAACACAAACAGAAUACCCUCACCCGUCACGUCGACAGCAGCACCGACAUUGCCCAUGGCGCCCCCACCCAUUCCCAUCCGUGGGAGGAAUCCGAAAGCAAACGCCCGCCUCAUCGUACCGGGCGCUCCGUCCCAAACCUCCGCUGCUCAGCAGCAACGGCAGAGCGCAAGUUCGGCCGCUCGAUCAAGACUAGCCGCUGUGGGACUGGGGGCCUCCGGUGUGGCGGCAGGCAACGGACUAACUCUCCCGAGCCAGCGAAAAUCUGCCACCUCCUCCAGCAGUCGGAAGAAAGUCAUCCUAGAACCCGGACAUUCGCCGCUCGAUUGGGCAAGGUUACAACGCUCAGGCGUGGACUUGAGGGUGAGUACCGGAGUCGUAGCCGGUUUCAACUCAACCUCGCUCACUAGAUCACCCUAACUAACUUUGCUUUAUUAUUAUUUUCUGGCAGAACCUCCCGCAUUCGAACCUGAUAAAAGUCUCCCCCUCCAUGCUAGCUACACACGCAAAACACCCGGACGACAUCUGGACCGCGCUAAACGGACGAGUGUACAAUAUCACGGCGUACCUCCCCUUCCACCCGGGCGGGGAAAGGGACCUCCUCCGCGGCGCAGGCAAGGAUUGUACAAAACUGUUUAACGCCACGCAUCCUUGGGUCAAUGUUGAGGGUAUGCUGGCUGAGUGCUUGAUCGGGAUAUACAUUACUGAAGAGGAGGCAGCUGCCUUGGCUGCCCCUGAAUCGUCGUUGGAGUCGGUCGAUUAAGCGGAGCGAGCUGGUACACUCGGGAAGGAGGUUAAGGAGAGUUUGAUUUUGAGUACACGCCCACUGCAUCGUCUUUAUUCGGGGUCGGGUUCUUUCGAAGAGGAGGUACAUACAAAGCGAGGGAUAAUAGGAUUUAUAGACUGAUGGAUAUGGGAGUUUGUGUUUUGUUUUGCUUCUCUUCCUUUUCUUCCCUUUUUUUUUUUUGUUGUUUCGCACUCGACCCCACCUUCAAUCAUUCCCUCUCCAUUCACAAAACUAAAAAAAGUACCACCGACGAAGCAAACGGAGUCAAACGAUGGGAAGGCGUAGAGAUUGUUGGAAUUAUACCUUUUCUUUUUAUUCUUUUCUACGACAAAAAUAGCCCCUAUCCUCCACUUUAUUUCCCUCACCUACGUUUCUUGCAUCUUACAUUCUCAUGGGCUUUUCAUGUGUGUAUGUUUUUUCUUUUCUUUUCUUUUCUUUUCCUUUCUUUCCAUCCUCGUCCAGGCGUUUCUAGGGGGUUUCUUCUUCUUUUUCUCCCCUUUUCCUUCUACCUGCUCACUUCCCCUUCUCACCAAAAUUGCCUAUGAAUAUUAUCUACCUUUCCGACUUACUGCCUCUCCCUCCCCUAUCCCCAUUCUCAAUCAUCUUCAUAUUCGUCACGUCCGAUACCCCUACCCAUACCCUUAAUAUACCACCCCACCCAUCACACCUCCAGGAUAUACACAUAAUCGUGUGCUUUAUUUUGCUUUCUGUAUUCCAAUCCCCUGCUCCUCGCUCUACUUAACGUUGCACGCAGAAUUUGUAUGAUACCGCUUUUUAUUUAUUCCCCUUCUUGUUUCUGUUCUGGUUCUAUUUCGAUUUUUGUUUAGGGGCUUGUCUCUGCCAAUAAUGAAGAUUGAGGAUGGGUAGGUGACUACAGAUGGAGAGGGACAGAGAGGUCUGUGGGGGGUGGUCGAGGUAGGAGUAUGACCCGGGGGGUCCCUGGCGUUUUUUUUUCUCUUUUCAGAUUCCUCCGACUUUUAUUUUUUGUUUUCUUAUCUCCUAUUUUUUACUUUCUUUCCGGUCCCACGGAGAGGGUGUAUGUAUGCUCAAUCUCUCUCGGGUAUUUUAGCCCGUGGCCGUUGUAUCUAUUAUAAAGAGUACACAA